AAACUACCGUCUCUCAUUCUGCGCGAACCUUACUUGUUCUUUCGACCUCGAGUCAAGUCUCGUCAAAGACAUUUACCGGUUUUAGACCUAUUAUCGAGUAGAUCAGAAUUGUUCAGUUUGGGCGACUCGGGCCUUUGGAGUCCUACACCGUAGCUGGCUUCAAAGUGGAAGUAUACGAUUACCACCGGCCCUGUUCAUGCCCUUGGGUGCGGUUCAUCAGCGAGCUCUCGGGAGCGAGACCGAAAGCUGGGCAUAAACUCCACCACACAUCGUCAAGGAAUAGAGCUCCAAGGCGAGUGUGUUGAAGAGAGGGACUGUAGGGUCGACCGCCCUUGGCAGCAAUUUCAUAUUAUUUGACUCUGGACGAGCAACGGCAACCAUGAUUUCUCACACGCUGAGGAUGCCAAAGGCAAGGAAGAUGGCCUUCACCAUCAGGCGGUACUCGACUGCCAUGGCCAUCACCGAUCCUCUCGUCAAAUACCGAACGCUGGUAUCAACCAAAGUCCUCUCACCAGAUCAAGACCAACAUAGACUGGCAAUCCACCUACAGAAGCUCUACGGCCGUCUCAAAGACUACGCCCCCGAAGUGGACUACCGUGAGCGCCUAAAACAAGUGGCCGAUAUACCAGAAGCCCGCGACCCAGAAGAAGCCGCCGCGACGCUGGCUAUGCCGAGUCACCCCAUCUGGGACAACCCGCUCUUCAAACACCUCGCCCGCAAGGCCAUGCUGGACACAAAGGAGACGGACCCAAUGGCCCUGGUCCACGUCAUGACCAGUCUGGAGGGCGCCAUCACCAUCAACUCACCUAGAGGUCUCUUUCUAUCCGGAGAGGUCGGUGUGGGUAAGUCAAUGUUGAUCGACCUCCUAGCACAGGGCCUACCGACGGAGAGGAAACGUCGGUGGCACUUCAACACCUUCAUGCUCUACACCUUCUCGCAGCUGGAAAAGUUCCGCCAGUCCCACACAGAGCUGGACGGGAACGAAAAGGAGUACGCCAUGCUGUGGUUGGCCAAGAAGCUCGUAGAAGAGUCUCCCAUUCUGUUCCUCGACGAGUUUCAGCUGCCUGAUCGCGCGGCAAGUAAGAUUCUCAGCCACCUAUUCAUCGCCUUUUUCCACCUCGGUGGUGUACUCAUCGCUUCGUCCAACCGUGUGCCCGAGGAACUGCAGAAGGCCAUUGGCAUCGAGUACACUGUCCCUCCUUCUGACGGGUUCCUCAAGAGUCUUUUCCUUGGCGGAGCUCGCUCGCGGGGAACUCGUCAUAGCCAGAACGACUUUGCCGCCUUUCUUGAAGUGCUAAAGGCCCGCUGUGACUUCUGGCACAUGGACGGAGCCACUGACUGGAGACGUCGGGAGACUGAAGUGAAGGUCGCUGUGGAUGCCAUAUCUAUUGAGGGAACGGGACUAGCGGCGGAACCUGCAGAUGCUCAAGAGGAAACACCCAAAGAAGCAACAAAACCAGCAAAGUACUUCUUGACCCCUGAGACCUCGGAAUGGUCAUCAGAGCUGUCAGACCACCUCUCCCAACCCUGGAGCCCGGCAACACUCACGGUCUAUGGCCGUACAAUCCCUGUUCCGCGUCAACGAGACGGCGUAGCCUACUGGGACUUUGACGCCCUCGUCGCGACCUUUGGCCCGGCGGACUACGUGACCAUGGCAUCAACGUACCACACCUUCAUCAUCGACAACGUCCCCACCAUGACCACGCUCCACAAAAACGAGGCCAGGCGCUUCAUCACCCUCCUCGACGCCCUCUACGAAGCGCGCUGCAAGCUCUUCGUCCGCGCCCAGACCGGCCCCGACGACCUAUUCUUCCCCGAUAUCCGCGCCGCGCAAGCAGAAAUGGCCGCCGCCGCAGAGGCGGCAGCAGCAGCCGCAGCAUCCGGGGAGGAAGUUGUCUCCUCGGACGCAAUCUACUCCGAGACCAUUGCCGAAGUCUACCAAGACUCCGCAGCCCCCUUCCGCCCCAACAUCUCGUACUACGACACCGACGCUCCGACCUCGAAGUACGAUCCGGACCAGGACUCGGAUUUUGGCCGCGCCGGCAACGUCAGUAGUAGCAACACGACGAGCCCUAACUUUAGCAACACUGCUGGCUUCAUCGGCGAAGACGAGCGCUUCGCGUACCGCCGCGCUGCGAGCCGGCUGUGGGAGCUCUGCAGCGCCGCGUGGCACGCCAGGGGCAGCAGCAGUGGUGACCCCUCGGAGUGGUGGACGCCCGUUCCGCGCACCGCGCGGCACUGGGAGGACUCGGCGCCGUCCAAGCCCAAGCGAGACGAGCCGCUAUUGCCACGAAGGCAGAGCGACGCUGUCAUGGGCCCGUCGAGGCCCGUUGACGAGCCGUUUGGGACGGAUAAGCUCGUCAUUGAGAGGUGGACGGCUCUGGAGGAGGCUGAGCGUCGGCGUGAAAAGUCAGCUUCGUCUUCGCCUUCUUCUUAGGAUAGCGGUCGUCUCUAGAGUUUGAUUUUGGUUGCUUUUUGUACAUGAGCAAUGGAGGGCAGUUGGAGUACGAGGAGCAGGCGGGAGACAAGUUCCGUUGGAUGAUCUUGCUCUGUUCUUUGUCUCUUUGUGUCCCUUUUUCCAUCGUCUUGGUUUUGAGAUUUAUCGCAUUUGAGAGUGCCAUCUCACGGAGCGUAGCAUAGCAUUUUGGCGGUGCUGGAUUUAGCAUACGUCGCUUAGACGACGUCGAGACCUUUGAGUCUUCAUGAUAGAUAUCUUACAGUACCGGUAUCACCCAGUG
Molecule: messenger RNA, 2738 nt
Organism: Colletotrichum acutatum
Lineage: Eukaryota; Fungi; Ascomycota; Sordariomycetes; Glomerellales; Glomerellaceae
Product: AFG1-like ATPase
Exons: 2
Coding region: 380-2437 (685 amino acids)
Cellular component (GO): mitochondrion; cytoplasm
Molecular function (GO): ATP binding; ATP hydrolysis activity
Source: RefSeq, a predicted model, not a curated record